Molecule: messenger RNA, 1005 nt
Organism: Aegilops tauschii subsp. strangulata
Lineage: Eukaryota; Viridiplantae; Streptophyta; Magnoliopsida; Poales; Poaceae
Product: protein FAR1-RELATED SEQUENCE 5-like
Biological process (GO): regulation of DNA-templated transcription
Source: RefSeq, a predicted model, not a curated record
AUGGUGCAGAUACUCUCCCUCAUCCACAGCAAAAAGGGGUCUCUGAGUAGCAUGCCCUACCUACCAGCAGACGUCAUAAACCUAAAGGCAAAGUACCGUAGAGAAAGCAAGUUGGCUGACAUAGAAGCCAUGAUAGCCUACUUCGAUGAGAAAGCGAAAGAAGAUCAAGAUUUCUUCUACAGGAUAAGAUUGGAUGAUGAGGACCGUGUCAGGAACAUGUAUUGGGUGGAUGGUGCUGCAAGAAGAGCCUACAAACAUUUCCGAGACUGCAUUUCUUUCGACGCGACAUAUCUCACUAAUAUGUACAAGAUGCCAUGCGCUCCAUUCAUAGGAAUAAAUAACCACAAUCAGUCAUUGCAGUUCGGAUGCGGGCUCGUUCGGAACAAAGACACGGAUGGGUACGUUUGGCUGUUCAAGACCUUCUUCGAGUGCAUGGGUGGACUUGCUCCGAUGAACAUAAUAACAGACCAGGAUUUUAGCAUGCGUGCAGGCAUAGAGGAGGUCUUUCCGUUGGCAGUGCACAGGCACUGCAGGUGGCACAUUAUAAAGAAGGCUGAGGAGACACUAGGACCGUUCAUUGCUGACCGUCCAGACCUGCACAAGGCAUUCGAGCUGUGCGUGGACCACAGCUUGACGGUGGAGGAGUUUGAAAGGAGCUGGAUGGCUAUGAUUGAAACAUAUCAAGUCCAAGACCACGAGACGCUUGCUAGCUUGUGGGAGAAGCGAAUGUACUGGGUGCCGGCCUACUUCAUGCAGUGCUUCUUCCCGUUUCUGCAGACUACACAGCGCAGUGAGGGGUUUAAUGCUGUUUUGAAGCGGUACGUGAGCCCUGGCAACUCAUUGCUACAGUUUGCCAAGCAGUACACCGCUUUGCAACAAAAAAUACUGGGAUCCGAGCUACAGCAAGAAGCAAACACCGCGCUCAAGCAGCCAAAAUUGCUAACGUAUUUACCAAUGGAGAGGCAGAUGAGCAAGAUAUACACCAACACGAUUUUUAACAAGUAA